ACUUCCUGGUUCUCUACCAAUUGGACGCUACUCACUCUUUCAGUGACCCACACGGUGCCUUCAAAGACCUCCGUAAUUUAGAUAUACAGUAUUAUAUCGGACUGGUUUACAUGACUUUAUAAGUGAUGAAUAUCAUUAUAAAGGUAGACUUUUUUUUUCAAAUUCAGACAUACUUGGGCUUCUCAAUGUAAAUUCGUAACACCGUUAAAUGUCUUAUUCUUUGAUAAUUGUCACGUGGACUAAUUAGGCCCUCUUGUAAUCACUGCUUAUAGUCAUUAUUUCGGGACCCAUGCAUGACAUGAACGGGAAGUCAUCCAUUUUGGUUUGAAGCAGCCAUUUUAGUCAAAUUUGAUUGAAUUUGGGAAAUUUGCCAUAAAGGGCCCCAAAUCGUAAUCAGCUAUAAUGAACUAAAAGGAGUUCUUCAGGUCUACUGGCAAGUGUCAUUUAUUUGAUGUUGUUGUUUUAUUUUCCAUGGCAAUUAUGACAACCAGAUAUGUCUUGUGUGUUAUUUUACUACAAAAAAGGCCUCCAGUAAGUGAUAAUCUUCCAAACAACUGCAGGACGAGGAGGAAGCGUCCUUCUUCCCCAGUGCUUCCCCCUCUCUCUUUCUCUCCUCCCCACAAGGUAGCACGUUCCUUCUGCACUUUCCCCUUCUUGCUCUCUCUCAUGAUGUCCACUGAGCCAUGCACAGCAACAUCACAAUCUGAACAAUCAUGAUGCACGAAAGAGACCCUGAACUGUAAUUCUUGUUUUUCUUUUAAAACACAUUCAAGAGGAGAGGAGCCCAGGUGGGAUCCAGAGGAGAGUUUUGGGAUGACCGUUCCGGGGAAUGAGUGGACAUGAGGUUUUGAGCAGAAAAACGGCCAGCUGAAUUUGCCGCAAUGACAGACGGGAUGUUGCCUGGACCUGGACUUUCUCUUUUGGUUCUUCUUCACAGUGUAAUAACUGUGACGGGACUGGUGGACUCCGAUGAUGUCAUCACGCGUGAUGAGCAGAUCUUUGUGCUGAUCGGAGCUCGCACCAAGUGUGAAAAUAGCAUCCAGUCACAAAUGGCCCUCAUGCAAGAAGGCGACUGCGCCCCCGAGUGGGACGGCAUCAUCUGCUGGCCAAGGAGCGGCGCCGGUCACCUGGUGUCAGUUGGCUGUCCCGAGUACAUCUACGACUUCAACCACGCAGGUCGGGCCUACCGCCACUGCGAUGCGUCUGGUAACUGGGAGCAGGUGUCCGUCAUCAACCGGACCUGGGCAAACUACAGCGAGUGCACCACCUACUUGUCAGCCAAUUACAGGACUCAAGAAGAGGUGUUUGAAAGACUGCACCUUAUGUACACCGUUGGCUACUCCGUCUCUCUGGCGUCUCUGCUCGUGGCCGUCUUCAUCCUCUGCUACUUCAAACGGCUCCACUGCACCCGCAACUACAUCCACGUGCACCUCUUCACUUCCUUCAUCUGCCGAGCCGUCAGCAUCUUUGUGAAGGACGCGGUGCUCUACUCGGUGUCCGAUGACGGCGCAGAAGCUGAAGCCGAGCUGGUGGGACAGAAGCAACACAUGGCUGGCUGCAAAGUAGCCGUCACCUUUUUUCUAUACUUCCUGGCGACCAAUCAUUACUGGAUCUUGGUGGAGGGCCUUUACCUACACAGCCUCAUCUUCAUGGCCUUCUUCUCUGAUAAGAACUACCUUUGGGCCCUCACCAUCAUCGGGUGGGGUGUUCCGGCUUUGUUUGUGUCCAUUUGGGUCAGCGUGCGGGCGGCCCUGGCAGACACGCAGUGUUGGGACAUCAGUGCUGGAAACCUGAAGUGGAUUUAUCAAGUUCCCAUUCUGGCAGCCAUUGUUGUCAAUUUCCUGCUCUUUGUCAACAUCAUUCGCGUGUUGGCGUCCAAAUUAUGGGAGACCAAAACUGGAAAACUGGAUCCUCGGCAACAAUACCGGAAGCUUCUCAAGUCCACACUGGUGCUCAUGCCUUUGUUUGGGGUCCACUACAUGGUCUUCAUGGCUCUCCCUUACACGGAAGUAUCCGGGCUGCUGUGGCAGGUGCAGAUGCACUACGAGAUGUUCUUCAACUCAUCGCAGGGCUUUUUUGUGGCCUUCAUCUACUGCUUCUGCAAUGGCGAGGUGCAGGCAGAGGUGAAGAAGGCGUGGCUAAGGAGGAGCCUGGCACUGGACCUCAAACAAAAAGCCAGGAUCACCAGCAGUAACGGUGGAGGCAGCUGUUACUACGGCGGCAUGAUGUCCCACGCCACCACCACCCACAGCGUCUGCACGUCCGCCGCCAAUCACCGAGCGGUCGGCUACAGCGGGGGUGCGGGGGCGGGCCCGGGGCUCAGGCUGCCCCGCCAUCCGCAAAGCAAUCUGCCCAGAUAUACGGGCGGUGAAUGCGAGAGCUCGGUGAUUGCGGCAAGGAGGCCGGCGGGAGGGCCGGGGGUCGGGGGGGUCUUUGCAAGGCAUGCGAGAGGUACCAAGAAACCCGAUGAGCCUACAGGUUCUCUGGCAGAGAUUCUUGGAGAACGGGAUCCAGAUACGUCCUUGUCUGUGAAAGAGCUGGAGACUGUCUUGUAAAUAUCUAUGCAAUGUGCUCAUAUUGUUUGGUGUACAUAUAUAUAUAUGAAGGGAGCCCAUUCCCACAUGCCACACUUCGACAGUAUUGACCCUGAAUUAGACUCGCGUGAUCCAGUUUGAAUGCCAUGUAAACGUGAACAUAACUUGUGUCGAUGCGAUCAUUCCUCCCUAACUGUCGGCUGUGGUCAGACACGUCUAGACGGUUUGGGCGCUGCAGUGCAGCCUUGUCAUUGUUCUUUGUUUAUUCGUCAGUCCCGAAAGGCCCACGCAGAUGCCUUUGGCUCCCUCACAAAGAAGCGCCCUCACCUUCUUCUGAGCCCGCCACGUUUCCACUUCAUCAUCUCGCAACACUGUCCUGAAUUUCACACAGGUCACUUAGAACCUGACUCACACUGAAAACAGUACACAAACUUGCACCAGCAUUCACAUGUAUCUGUGUGUUCCAUUCUAUUUAAUUAUGUUGAUUACCAUACAUGUAUAUUUAGUGCUAUGCUACUUAUUAAAAAAACACACUACAAAAUGUUUGUUUGGUUUCCUAGGGAGCCUGGAAUAGAUUAAUGGUAGCUCCAUUCAUUUCAACUGUGAAAGGUUAUUUCAGUGCCC
Messenger RNA from Hippocampus zosterae (dwarf seahorse), 3158 nucleotides. It is a transcript of the gene pth3r, whose product is annotated as parathyroid hormone 3 receptor. Gene Ontology annotation, molecular function: G protein-coupled peptide receptor activity; peptide hormone binding; parathyroid hormone receptor activity. Gene Ontology annotation, biological process: cell surface receptor signaling pathway; adenylate cyclase-modulating G protein-coupled receptor signaling pathway. NCBI's taxonomy places the organism in Eukaryota, Metazoa, Chordata, Actinopteri, Syngnathiformes, Syngnathidae. The transcript has 13 exons. The coding region runs from base 882 to 2555 and encodes 557 amino acids. Gene Ontology annotation, cellular component: plasma membrane. The record is from RefSeq and is a predicted model, not a curated record.